Molecule: messenger RNA, 489 nt
Organism: Telopea speciosissima
Lineage: Eukaryota; Viridiplantae; Streptophyta; Magnoliopsida; Proteales; Proteaceae
Product: oleosin 1-like
Exons: 1
Coding region: 1-489 (162 amino acids)
Biological process (GO): lipid storage
Cellular component (GO): membrane; monolayer-surrounded lipid storage body
Source: RefSeq, a predicted model, not a curated record
AUGGACGAUCGUGAUCAACCCAAGUCUCUGACUCAGAAAUCAUGGGAAUCGGCACCAAGUUCACGCCAGACAGUUAAAUUCUUGACGGCGGUAACAAUCGGAACCACACUAUCGUUUUUAUCUGGUCUGACUUUAACAGGUACCGUGAUAUUCCUGGUCAUUGCCACACCAGUUCUGGUGUUGUUUAGCCCAAUUCUGGUACCGGCGGGGAUUGUCAUACUACUGGCGGCGACUGGUUUCUUACUCGCCGGAGGUUUUGGUGCAGCGGCGCUGUCGGCUUUGAUCUGGAUCUACGAUUACGUCACUGGGAAAAACCCUCCGGGGUCCGAUCAGCUUGAUUAUGCAAGGUUCAAGCUUGCUGGUAAGGCUAGAGAUGUGAAGGACAGGGCCAAGGAGUAUGGGCAAUAUGGGCAACAAAGAGCCAAGGAGUAUGGGCAAUAUGGGCAAUAUGGCCAACAAAAAGCUCAUGAGGUUACUGUAGAAUCUUGA